AAGGGUAUAGAUAUCGUGAAUCCACCAUGAGAGUACCUUCGAGGUCCAGCGAAGAUGCAGCAGUUGCUGGUUUCAAAGAUGCGGAUACCCUCUUCCGGACGAAACCGAUCUCCGAAAUCCGCAAUGUGGAGAAGGCCACAAAGAAGGAGAUCGAAGAGAAGAAAGAAGAGCUUCGACAACUCGUUGGUAAUAGAUACCGAGAUCUCAUCGAUUCUGCAGAUUCCAUUGUUCAGAUGAAAUCGUCCUGCGAAUCUAUCUCUGUCAACAUUACAACGAUCGAUAAUGGAAUCCGUUCACUCUCGGCUGCCUCCAUUGCUGGAUCUCCCAAAUUAACUCCUGAUCCUUCAAGGCUUCGGAUCUACGGGGUCGCCAGUCGUGUGAAGUACCUUGUCGACACGCCGGAGAAUAUCUGGGGUUGCCUUGACGAGUCAAUGUUUGUGGAGGCUGCGAAUAGGUAUCUCAGGGCCAGAGAGGUUCAUGAACUGUUAGUUAGCAGACGUCCCGACAAGGAUUUCUUAUCCAAUUUUCCUCUGCUUCAACACCAGUGGCAAAUUGUUGAGAGCUUCAAGGGCCAGAUUUCGCAGAGGAGUCGGGAGAAAUUAAUGGAUCGGGGGCUUGGCACUGUAUCCUAUGUGGACGCGCUGGCUGCCGUCGCCGUCAUUGAUGAGCUGGAUCCCAAGCAGGUUUUGAGUUUGUUUUUGGAUUCAAGGAGGUCUUGGAUAUCUCAGAAACUAUUUACUUGUGGAUCUGGACCUUGUGACUAUAGUUAUGUUAUUUCGGUCUACUGUGAUGUAUUGAGGAUCAUUCAGCUUAGUCUUGGACAAGUUGGAGAAUUAUUUCUGCAGGUCUUGAAUGACAUGCCUUUCUUUUACAAGACUAUACUGAGUACCCCACCAAGUUCGCAACUUUUCGGGGGAAUCCCGAAUCCUGAGGAUGAGGUUAGGUUAUGGAAACAAUUCAGAGAGAGAUUAGAGGCUGCUAUGGUUAUGCUUGACAGGGAUUUCAUUGCUCAAACUUGUUCCAAUUGGUUGAAGAAUUGUGGUGAAGAGAUUGUUAGGAUGAUAAAUGGAAGGUAUUUGAUUGAUAUAAUCGUGAGCGGCAAAGAGCUUGCAUCGGCCGAGAUGGACAUUCGAGAGACUUUGGAUAGUCCGGAAGCAUUGGAGGGGAGUUUAGAAUGGCUGAGGAGUGUUUUUGGUUCCGAGAUUGAGUCACCUUGGAAGAGUAUCUGGGAGCUUCUUAUAGGAAAUGAUGAAAACCUCUGGGAUGGGAUUUUUGAGGAUGCUUUUGUUCGGAGGAUGGAAAGGAUUAUUGACUUAGGUUUUGAGGAUUUGAGCAGAGUUAUCAAUGUGAGUGAUUCAAUUAGGGCAAUUGUGGCAAGUAAUGGAAACCAGAUUGAUUUCCAGGCAUACUUGAACAGACCUUCCACAGGUGGUGGAGUAUGGUUCUCAGAGCCAAAAGUUAAAAAGACGGGCCUGGGAUUUGACUUCAAGGCCAUGAAGGAAGAGUAUGAUUUCCAAAGUUACUUAAAUAACUAUCUUGGACCUGAAGUUAGCCGAAUUAGAGAUGCCGUUGACAGUAGAUGCCAGAGUGUUUUGGAAGACCUGCUGUGCUUCUUAGAGUCUCCUAAGGCAACUACGAGAUUGAAGGAACUAGCACCAUAUUUACAAAAUAAGUGUCAUGGAAGUGUAUUGAGCAUACUAAAGGGACUUGAAAAUGAGCUCGAAUACUUGUCUACUGCUCUGGACAAUGACCAAAAGGAGAAAGACAUUGAGCCUCCUGCCAUAGUUGUUGAGAGAUCUCUGUUCAUUGGACGACUCUUAUUUGCAUUGCAAAAUCACUCAAGUUGCGUACCACUAAUAUUGGGUUCUCCAAGUUUAUGGAUGAAAGAUACUGCAGCUGUGGUGUUUGAUAAGUUACCGUCAAAGCUGAGGCACACCAGUUUGUCCCUUGAUUCUCCUAUUCGUGGCUACAGCAGAAGACAAAUGCUUGAUAGCCCGAGAAGACAAACUUCGUUGGUAGCUUCAGCCUUGUUUGGAAUGAAUGAUAAUUACAGUCCAAGACUUGAAGAACUUAGCAGGGUUUCACAAGAUCUUUGCAUUAGGGCUCACAGCUUCUGGAUAUCUUGGGUAUCCGAUGAGCUUUCUGUUAUUCUAUCCAGGGAUCUUAAAAGAGAUGAUGCAUUAUCUGCAAUGACAUCCUUGAGAGGCUGGGAAGAAAUUGUGGUAAAGCAAGAUCAUGCUAAUGAGGACCAGCCCGAGAUGAAAAUAUCACUUCCUUCCAUGCAGUCUCUCUAUGUCAUCUCUUUUCUUUUUCAAGCAUGUGAAGAAAUUCAUCGAGUUGGAGGUCAUGUUGUUGACAAGCUAAUGCUUCAAAAAUUUGCUUUGAGACUUUUGGAAAAGGUGGUUGAUGUGUAUGAGGACUUUCUUUCAACUUUAAAGUCUCACAGGCCUCAGGUGUCAGAGAAAGGAGUUCUGCAGAUGCUGUUGGACUUAAGAUUUACUGCUGAUAUUUUAUGUUCGGGUGAUCUCAACAUGAAUAAGGAGUUAUCAAAAACUUCAAAAUCAAAGAUUCCUAUGAGACAGAAGCUGGAUGCAAACCAGCCAAACUCUGUUAUUAGAGAACGUGUCAUGGGCUUGAUUAAUUCUCUCUCUCAAAUGCUGGAUCCAAUAGAUUGGCUUACGUAUGAGCCAUACCUUUGGGAGAAUGUGAAGCGGUCUUACCUGAGACAUGCUGUCCUUUUUGGGUUCUUUGUACAACUUAAUCGGGUGUAUACUGGUACAAUGCAGAAGUCUUCCUCCACCGAGUCAAACAUAAUGAGAUGUUCUACAGUUCCACGCUUCAAAUACCUUCCAAUCAGCGCACCAGCACUGUCUUCAAGAGGAAUAUCGAAAUCAUCUCUUCCAAUGACCUCUGUUGAUGUUGCUUCUCGAAGUUCUUGGAAGACAAUUUCGAGUGGAGAACUCUCUCCAAAGCUUGAUUUUGAUGAUAACUCGAGUUUUGGGGUUGCUACACCAUUUUUGAAAUCUUUCAUGCAGGUUGGUUCUAGAUUUGGGGAGAGCACAUUGAAACUGAGUUCCAUGCUUACUGAUGGCCAAGUUGGCAGGCUGAAAGACAGAUCAGCCGCUGCCAUGUUGACAUUUGGAGAUAUUAUACCUGUCCAAGCUGCAGGCCUUCUUUCCUCCUUUACAGCCGGAAGAUCUGACCCUUGAUUAUGGACAUUCAUAUUCUCUCCUUUUUCAGUAGGCUUAUCUCUGUAAUUUACUGAAGAUGGGACACGAUGGUUAUCUCCGUUGUCAGUUGGAAGAGGCAGAUUUUGCA
Molecule: messenger RNA, 3318 nt
Organism: Telopea speciosissima
Lineage: Eukaryota; Viridiplantae; Streptophyta; Magnoliopsida; Proteales; Proteaceae
Product: conserved oligomeric Golgi complex subunit 1
Exons: 6
Coding region: 27-3209 (1060 amino acids)
Biological process (GO): intra-Golgi vesicle-mediated transport
Cellular component (GO): Golgi apparatus; COG complex
Source: RefSeq, a predicted model, not a curated record